Chinchilla lanigera (long-tailed chinchilla) is the source of this 427-nucleotide messenger RNA. RefSeq names its product ankyrin repeat domain-containing protein 26-like. The record is from RefSeq and is a predicted model, not a curated record. Lineage: Eukaryota; Metazoa; Chordata; Mammalia; Rodentia; Chinchillidae.
AGCUGCUGUUGCUGAUUUGAAAACCUUUCAAGUUCCUCCCAGAAGAUUUGCUAAUAAGUCAAGUGAUGAUCUAAUUUUAGAAGCAUCACAAGAAUAUAAGGAGAUGCUAAGGAGAAGAUACAUGACCUGAAAAGAGAACAUUUUACUUACUGGACUUUAUAGAUAACAUUUUAAUUAUUUCCCAUAAGGUGUAGGACCUGAAAACUUUGUUGAAUUAAAAAGUUCUGUAUCAUAUACAUGAUAAAAAUUUAUGAACUAUUUCUGGACAUCUGUAAUUUUAAGUAGUGUUUGCAAGUAAAAACAAGUCUUGCUGAGUUUUAUAUACCCAUACUUCCCAAAAGCCAGCUAUUUUAAAUCUAACCAAAGAAGUUGUCAUUAAUACUUCAUUCGAGUGAAAUAUAAUUUUAGUGAUAUGUUGAAAAUUGUA